Penicillium cinerascens is the source of this 2388-nucleotide messenger RNA. RefSeq names its product TFIIH/NER complex ATP-dependent 5'-3' DNA helicase subunit RAD3. The coding region runs from base 1 to 2388 and encodes 795 amino acids. Gene Ontology annotation, molecular function: ATP binding; DNA helicase activity; hydrolase activity, acting on acid anhydrides, in phosphorus-containing anhydrides. The record is from RefSeq and is a predicted model, not a curated record. The transcript is spliced from 4 exons. Gene Ontology annotation, cellular component: nucleus. Gene Ontology annotation, biological process: nucleotide-excision repair; transcription by RNA polymerase II; positive regulation of mitotic recombination. Lineage: Eukaryota; Fungi; Ascomycota; Eurotiomycetes; Eurotiales; Aspergillaceae.
AUGAAGUUCUUCAUCGAUGAUCUUCCGGUGCUGUUCCCGUACCCGCGCAUCUAUCCCGAGCAAUAUGCCUACAUGUGCGAUCUCAAGAAGACCCUCGAUGCCGGGGGUCACUGCGUGCUGGAGAUGCCCUCCGGAACGGGCAAGACGGUUUCUCUACUCUCAUUGAUUGUCGCCUACCAACAACACUAUCCGGAACACAGGAAGCUCAUCUACUGCUCGCGAACGAUGUCCGAGAUCGAAAAGGCGUUGGCGGAGUUGAAAGCGUUGAUGAAACACCGCACGUCGGAACUUGGAUACGAAGAGGAGUUCCGCGCCCUUGGGUUGACCAGCCGAAAGAAUUUGUGUCUUCACCCUUCCGUGAGACGAGAGAAAAGUGGUACUGUGGUCGACGCGAGAUGCAGGAGCUUGACAGCCGGCUUCGUCAAGGAGAAGAAGGAACGCGGUGAGGAAGUCGACUUGUGCAUCUAUCAUGAGAACCUUGACCUUCUCGAGCCGCAUAACCUCGUUCCUCCGGGCGUGUUCACCCUCGAUGGUUUAUUAAGAUACGGAGAAGAUCACAAGCAGUGUCCUUACUUUUCCGCCCGUCGUAUGAUGCCUUGGUGCAACAUCAUCAUCUACUCCUACCACUACCUGCUCGAUCCGAAAAUCGCUGAGCGGGUAUCUCGAGAACUGUCCAAGGACUGCAUUGUCGUUUUCGACGAGGCGCACAAUAUUGACAACGUCUGCAUCGAGUCGCUCAGUAUCGACAUUAGCGAAGAUUCUCUCCGGAAAGCCACUAGGGGCGCAACCAACCUGGAACGCAAAAUCGAAGAGAUGAAGAGCACAGAUGCUGAAAAACUGCAAAAUGAAUACUCAAAGCUCGUGGAAGGGCUACAGCAGGCAGAACAAGCUCGGGAGGAAGAUCAGUUCAUCUCAAAUCCGGUGUUACCAGAUGACCUGCUCAAGGAAGCAGUUCCAGGAAAUAUUCGCCGAGCAGAACACUUUAUUUCCUUCUUGAAGCGAUUCAUUGAAUACUUGAAGACUCGGAUGAAAGUGACGCACACCAUCUCAGAGACGCCGCCCUCCUUCUUGACUCAUUUGAAGGAUCUCACCUAUAUCGAACGGAAGCCCUUGAGAUUCUGCGCAGAACGUCUGACUUCACUUGUACGAACUCUGGAACUGAUAAAUAUCGAAGAUUAUCAGCCACUUCAAGAAGUUGCUACCUUUGCCACACUCGUCGCGACCUACGACACGGGAUUCGUCCUCAUACUCGAGCCCUUCGAAUCUGAAGCGGCAACGGUGCCGAAUCCGAUCUUACAUUUUACUUGCUUGGAUGCUGCCAUUGCCAUUAAACCUGUGUUUGACCGCUUCAGCUCCGUGAUCAUCACUUCGGGAACUUUGUCGCCGUUGGAGAUGUACCCGAAAAUGCUAGGCUUCACGGCUGUCAUGCAGGAAUCAUACAGUAUGACCUUAGCACGACGGUCAUUCCUACCGAUGAUCGUUACCAGGGGCUCCGAUCAGGCUCAGGUAUCAUCGUCUUUCGGCAUCCGUAAUGAUCCUGGUGUAGUGCGAAAUUACGGCACACUUGUCACCGAGUUUGCACGCAUCACUCCUGACGGUAUUGUCGUUUUCUUCCCUUCAUACCUCUACAUGGAGUCCAUCAUCAGUAUGUGGCAGGGAAUGGGUAUUUUGGAUCAGAUCUGGAACUACAAAUUGAUCCUUGUGGAAACACCCGAUGCUCAGGAAUCUUCACUCGCCCUAGAAACCUACCGGACCGCUUGCUGCAACGGACGUGGUGCGAUUCUCUUCUGUGUGGCCCGAGGAAAGGUAUCCGAGGGCAUUGAUUUCGACCAUCACUACGGCCGGGCAGUGUUGUGCAUUGGUGUACCAUUCCAGUACACAGAAUCCCGCAUCCUGAAAGCUCGUCUUGAGUUCCUCCGAGAAAACUAUCGCAUCCGGGAGAAUGACUUUCUCUCUUUCGACGCCAUGCGGCACGCUGCGCAGUGCUUGGGUCGUGUGCUUCGAGGCAAGGACGACUACGGAGUCAUGGUGUUGGCAGACCGUCGAUUCGAAAGAAAGAGACCCCAGCUGCCGAAGUGGAUCAACCAGGCCAUGUUGGACAGCGAGACAAAUCUCAGCACAGAUAUGGCUGUCUCGAACGCGAAGAACUUCUUGCGCACGAUGGCUCAGCCUUUCAAAUCCAAGGACCAAGAGGGCAUUUCCACUUGGAGCUUGGCCGACAUUGAACGUCACGAGGCGAAGCGCAAAACUGAAGAAGAACGGAUGAUGAGAGAGGAGCUUACCAACGGGCACAAGAUGGAUGGUGUCACCACGUCUGCAUUUGAGGUCGUCGAGGAUGAAUAUGACGAUGACAUUGACCAGGACAUGAUGAUGCUCGACGCGCAGUAG